Messenger RNA from Dermacentor silvarum, 1331 nucleotides. Its product is annotated as mitochondrial chaperone BCS1-like. Gene Ontology annotation, molecular function: ATP binding; ATP hydrolysis activity. Gene Ontology annotation, cellular component: mitochondrial inner membrane. NCBI's taxonomy places the organism in Eukaryota, Metazoa, Arthropoda, Arachnida, Ixodida, Ixodidae. The record is from RefSeq and is a predicted model, not a curated record. Gene Ontology annotation, biological process: protein insertion into mitochondrial inner membrane from matrix; mitochondrial respiratory chain complex III assembly.
ACUUCGAGGCAGCAGUUAUUACCAUAAUGACAAGAUCUUAGGUCUGUAAAUCGACGCAUCUACAAGUUCUUGCCUUCACUUUUCGGCUACAGUACGGCCUCAGGACAGAGAUGACCGUGGCCGAGUAUCUGUCGCAGCUUGGCACCAACCCAUACUUUGGGGCUGGCUUUGGGCUCUUUGGGGUUGGUGCAGCAGCGGCAGUACUACGGAAGGGAAUGCAGAUAGGCAUGGUGCUGUUUCGGCGCCACUACAUGAUCACCCUGGAGGUGCCCUGUCGGGACAAGAGCUACCAGUGGCUGCUGCAGUGGAUCACACGGCACGCUCGCCACACGCAGCACCUGAGCGUCGAGACCACCUUCCUGCAGCCCGAGGCCGGUGGGAGUGCGCGCACCUCCUUCGACUUCAUACCCAGGGGCACCCACUUCUUUGGGUAUGGGGGCUCAUGGAUCCGAGUUGAACGCAGCCGGGAACAGCACACCUUGGACUUGCACAUGGGCGUGCCUUGGGAAACCGUGACGCUAACUGCACUGGGCCGAGACCGGCAACUCUUCUUCCGCCUCCUUGAGGAAGCUCGUGCCCUUGCCCUGGAGAAGGAGGCUGGCCGCACAGUUGUCUACUGUGCCAUGGGCUCAGAGUGGCGACCCUUUGGGCUGCCUCGGCAGCGGAGGCCCUUGGACUCGGUUAUCCUGGAUGCUGGCAUAGCCGAGCGUCUGCUAGCUGACAUCCGGGAGUUCAUCGCCAACCCCCAGUGGUAUGCUGAACGAGGCAUCCCGUAUCGAAGAGGCUACCUGCUGUAUGGGCCCCCAGGCUGUGGCAAGAGCAGUUUCAUCACAGCUCUGGCAGGUGCCCUUGAGUACAGCAUCUGUGUGCUCAACCUGAGUGAGCGGGGCCUCUCGGACGACCGGCUGCAGCACCUCAUGUCGGUGGCACCCCAGCAGAGCAUCAUCCUGCUCGAGGACAUUGAUGCUGCUUUUGUCAGCAGGGAGGAGAGCAGCACAGUUAAGGCAGCCUAUGAGGGGCUCAGCAGGGUGACGUUCAGCGGUCUGCUCAACAUGCUGGACGGAGUGGCCUCUGCCGAGGCGCGAAUCGUGUUCAUGACCACCAAUCAUCUGGACCGGUUGGACCCCGCCCUCAUCCGUCCUGGUCGCGUGGACGUGCGCGAGUUCGUGGGUCCUGCGAGCGACCAUCAGCUGGCGGCGCUGUUCCGUCGCUUCUACCCGCAGGAAGGCGAGGCGAUGCCGGCGCCUUCGUCCAGCCGUGCGGCAAGAGUUCGGAGAGAUGCCCCUGAGCAUGGCACUGGUGCAAGGUUACUUCCUCUUCCACAAGGAUGA